UGUCGCUUGAUGCUGGUCUCAAGAUGUCGCUCAUUCUUUCUGUACCGAAGCUGAAACCCAAAUGCGCAUCGCUGACCGACGCAUCUUUUUAAAACGAACCAGCUGCACUCCCUAAAAACGGCGUUUUACAUGUAAUACGGGACAAGGAGCAACCAGAAAAGGAACGCAAAUGGGAGAUUAUCAAAUGUUUGGAGCACUCGAGAUUUUACAGUGUAUAAAAUCAGUGUAAAUAACGGAUAAGCGUUUCACCGGGUGACCGAUUAGGGCGCGAGACGGGAUUUUGUUGUCAAACAAGUAAACUAACACAUGUGGUAAAAUGUCAACAUCUGUCUCCAAAUCUGUUCCAGCUGUAAAUGGAGCAGGAUUUUCGGAGGGCUCUCUGUGAAGUGCGAUGGAAUAAAAUGCUGCGCAUUCCUGCUUCUACUACAGGUUACUUGAAUCUUAAACGCACCUAAGUCGGGAAUUUAUUCCUGACCGUUUCGUGUUUAGGCUUUUGCUGUCUUCUGCAACGCAACGAGGAGGAUGGUCUUUGCCCUACAUUUGAUUGUCAUGUCUUCGGCGUUUUUCAAUCCCAGUUUUGCCUUCAGCUCCCACUUUGAUACAGACGGGGCUCCGCUGAGCGAGCUGUCGUGGCCUUCAUCCCUGGCAGUGGUAGCUGUCUCCUUCUCUGGCCUCUUCACCUUCGUCUUCCUCAUGCUGGCCUGCCUCUGCUGCAAGAAGGGCGACAUAGGCUUCAAGGAGUUUGAAAACACUGAGGGAGAGGAGUACCAGGCAGAUCUCUCCGCCCUGGCCUCGCCUUCCUCCCAGAAUGGCCCAGAGGUCUACGUCCUUCCCCUCACUGAGGUCUCCCUGCCUGUCUCCAAACAGCCUGGCAGAUCCAUCCAGCUGCUGAAAUCAUCAGACCUUGGCCGACAUAGUCUACUCUAUCUAAAGGAGAUUGGACAUGGCUGGUUUGGCAAGGUUCUGCUGGGCGAGGUCAAUGCGGGCCUCCGCACCACCCAGGUGGUGGUAAAGGAGCUGAAGGCCAGUGCCAGUGUCCAGGAUCAGAUGCAGUUCCUGGAGGAGGUGCAGCCAUACCGAACCCUUCAGCACCCUGCCCUCCUGCAGUGCCUGGCACAGUGCUCAGAGGUCACUCCUUAUCUGCUGGUCAUGGAGUUUUGCCCUCUGGGUGAUCUGAAGAGCUACCUGCGCAGUUGUCGGGUGGCUGACUCCGAGACUCCUGACCCUUUGAUACUCCAGCGAAUGGUGUGUGACAUUGCCUCAGGGCUUCUGCACCUCCACAAAUACAACUUUAUACACAGUGACCUGGCCUUGCGAAACUGCCUGCUAACUUCAGAAAUAUCAGUUAAGAUCGGAGACUAUGGCCUUUCUCACAACCGAUACAAGGAUGACUAUUAUGUAACACAAGACCAGAUUUGGGUGCCCCUGCGCUGGAUUGCACCUGAGCUCAUAGAUGAGGUCCAUGGAAACCUGCUUGUCGUUGACCAAACAAAAUCCAGCAACAUAUGGUCAUUGGGGGUGACUGUGUGGGAGCUGUUUGAGCUGGGAAACCAGCCGUACAGACACUACUCUGACAGACAGGUGCUGACAUAUGCUGUGAAGGAACAGCAGCUCAAACUACCCAAACCCCAGCUCCAAUUCCCCCUGGCUGAGCGCUGGUAUGAGGUGAUGCAGUUCUGCUGGCUGCAGCCAGAGCUGAGACCCAGCAGUGAGGAACUACACCUUCUGGUCACAUACUUGUGUGCCAAAGGCUCCAGUGAGGCUGAGGAAGACUUUGAACAACGUUGGAAUACCUUGAGACCCAACCUGCUUGGUAGCACCUCCCACACAACUACGUCUACAGCCUUAAUCCUGACUCCUACAUCUGCCUCAGCUGACAUCCCCAGUGCAGACCAAACUCAGGCAGUGGAGCUGGCCUCCUCUGCCUCGUCCUCCUUCCCCCUCCUGGAGCACUUCUCUGACAGCUUCCACUCUGACACAGGGGACGACCUUCUGACUGUCACAGAGACCAGCCAUGGUCUCAACUUUGAGUACAAGUGGGAGCAGGCCCGAGCUGAGCAGCCCUACUGCUCCUCCUCCACAAGUGGGCCACUGGGCCAGGGGAACCCACAUUACCAGGAUAUCUACUAUUCAAGUAAAGGAAGCACCUCAGGGGGCUGUAAGACUGAUAGCCUGACCUCAAGCAUAUCCCCAUCCUACUAUGAACCUGAACACCCGGGUGUGGUCCCAGUGUUGAGUGCCCACAGCCCCUCCGUAAGUAGCGAGUACUACAUUCGCAUUGAGGAACCAGUAGAGUGUAAUAUUAACCUGGAUGACAGCAUGGUGGAGAACAGCCCAGGACUGGAGGCCAGCAGCAGCAGGUUGUCCUCUGAGAGUCGGACUGGUUCAUCCAUGGCACAGCCCAGUGCUUACUGGUCAACUGCUGACAACACCAAAUCUACUGCCUAUGACUCUGAUUUAAGCCCCACUGUCCAACUAACCAUGGAGCCACUGCUGAGGCAGGCAUCCAGCACCAGCCCUGUAAAGUUAGGCCACUCCCACAACUGCUUCUCAUCCAGUCAGGAAGACACAGUCUACUGUCAACAGUCAUCAGCAUACAAGACAUGUCGCCAAUCCUGUCUGUCUGAACAGGAUACAUCACCAGAGUCCAGAUCAAACCUUGUCCAUCCAGUGGGGCGUUUAGAAAACCCACGCAGUUUAUUACAAGCAGUCAGCAGCCCCAGCUUAGGGUUCUGCGAUCCCUACCUUGAAGCGAGCACGGGUCGUAGCACGGUUAGUGAAAGCUGCCAUAAUAUGAUGGGUCCCCUCAGAAAGACACUACCCAUUGUUAACCACAUUAGCAUUGAUGUAGGAACAGACGACGGCCUGCUGGUGGGCCAGCGGAGUGGUGAAGACAUUGAGGAUGACCUUUUCUCUGAAGGAGAGGCCACUAACUGGACCUCAAACCAUUCAGCAAACAAUAAUAGCCUGAGCUUUGACAGCAGGCAGACAGGCAGUGGGCAUGACAGCUAUCUGGACGUUCAAUAUACUGUUCACUCUAACACAACAGAAUUAUGGUCUUUGACCAAGGCCACCACCAGAACCUUCCACAGCUCCAGGUCUAGUGGCACCUUGGAGGCAGAAGGAGUAGACUCUAGUUGUAACACUGCUAGCAAGCCCACUGAAUUAGGUUUAUACAUUCACUUAUGUCACAAAGAAAGAGAGGAAGCUGCCACUCAAGUGGAAAGGAACUUAACUGCAGAAAAUCUAAGAAGUAUUGAUUCUCAUACCAGCUCAAGUAUUAAUCCCAGAGGUACAGAGGGUGGAAAAAUGGACGGAAAAUAUGAAAAGCAACUGUUACUUAAUGGAGAGAGACUGUACUCUGAGCCUAAGAUGAUACCUGAGGCAAGCUAUAUAAAGUCUCCAUCAUCUUUCAAAGAGCCUCAGACUGGUCAAACAGGAGCCUUGUCAGUCAAGCAGAGAGGUAACAUCUGGGAAGGGGUUUCAACAGGAAUCUCUGUUGGCCUGGGAGAAAAGAGGCUGAAUUAUCCAGUGACAUCAGAAAGUAGCAGAGCAUUGGACAGUGGAGUGAGAGUCAGAAAUUCCAGCAUUAGCAUGGCUGAGCUUGGUGACUACAGUGAGGAUGAUGAUGACGACAUCACAGAUAUUACGUCAGGGAUCUUUACUGACUUCAACCUGGACUAUGCUGAGGUAGAGGAAGAAGAGCUGAGCCCACUGAAGAAUCCAGAUGGAACUCCUGACUCUGUGGACACCCUUAACCUGUCCUCAUCAAUGGCAAGCACCUGUGAUCAGGCCUUCAGCCCUGAUCCCUUCAAUACCCCUGUCCUACCCAAAUCCCUGGACAGUGGCUAUGACACAGAGAACAAUGAAUCUCCAGAGUUCCUCUUCAAAGAGCUUGGAGAUCCCCGGGGUGGUGAGAGGAGCCCGAGGCUUGGGGGAGAACCUGAACUAGUUCUGCAGGUGGGUUUGGGCCAAGGGGUCUGCACUUCCACAAGCACAUCAGAGCUACAGUUAAAGGGCCUGACUGAUAAGAACCCAUACAGGGACUCAGCCUAUUUCUCUGACUAUGAUGCUGAAAAUGAGAGGAGCCCUCGAAAGGAAGGCAGCAAGUUAUAUGCAGGUACAAGUAACCAUGACUUCUCUGUUGAGAAAUGGAGCUCAAUUAGAGAUGAUGAUGCUGUCAAAAGGCAAUUCAAUGAGGAACGUUUAACUAAUCUGAGACACAUCAAAAGUUGUGUUUUGGUGAAUCUCUCAGAGGAUGACCCUAGUUCACCACAUCCCCUUCCCACCCCUGGGUUGUCCAUGCUGUCGCCGUUUCCUCCGCAGAUGGGUGGCUGCUUGACCAAAGAGUCUGCCCCUGCAGAUGAUGAUCUCGGUUUGGAGACAGAGCACUCAGGAGAGGAGCCUGCCUCAGAGCUCAGCUCCUCCAUUGGGUCUGAACCUUCUUCCACUGUCCAAGAGGCCUCAGGAAACAAUGAGGAGGGGAACAGAAGAGCAGAAGAUUGUUCCCCUGUCCAGUCUUUGCACUCUGACGCCACCAUAACUGACUACAGAGAUGAGGCCAAAGAAAAUGAAAAUGGUGAUGGAUCCACAGAGGAGGAGGAGCUGCCCGAAUUCAUUCAUGUCAAAGAAGAGACGGAGGACAGAAGGGAGGGUGUGAGAAUAAAUGAGGAAGAUUUUGAGGACAUAGAUGCAGAGGAAUGUGACUCACAGGAUAGUUUAUGUGAAGAAUCCAACGGUCCUGCUGACCUGUCCUCUUCCUCGUCAUUGUUGGAGCUGUGUGGAGAAAGCAUGAGAGCUCCGCUGGAGGAGGCGGAGGAUGAAGAUGAUUCAGAUGACAGCGAGUCUGAUGAAGAGUUGAGGACCUACAACAUCCAAGAUGAAGACAGUGAGGAGAGUGAGGAGGAUUUCACCACAGUGCCAGUGGUGGUAAGCGACUGCAGCAGGGCCAGACACCUCCGCAGCCUCCUGAAGAUGCCCACCCUGCUCACCCAGUCCUUCUGUGACGAAUUGGAGAGGAAGAAAAAAGCUGUGUCCUUUUUUGAUGAUGUUACAGUGUUCCUUUUUGACCAGGAGAGCCCCACAGGGGAGCUGGCUGACUACACCUUCUCAGAGUCCAGUGGGCAGGAAUCUUCAGAGGAAAAAACCUCCGACCUCCAGCUGCAACCUGACCCUGAACUUGAUACUCAAUCCUGUGAAACAUUCUGUCUUUCUGAAGAAACAGAUGGGAACAACUCAGAAGAGGGUGGGGGUUAUGAAUGGGAAGAUGACCUCUCGUUUGAGCCCCGCCUGUCCUCACCUAACAUCCCUGAGCCUCAGUCCUCACCCACAUCCACCUCCAACAAUCCUGAGCCUCCUAAACCUGUAGCUGUAGCACUCAACCGUUUUAUGGUCUCUCGAUUCUCUAUCACACAUGUCUCCGACCCCCACAUGAGCUCAGCAACAGCAUACAUAUCUGCUCUGUAAACCACAUGUUCUGUGUUCUACUUUGAUAAAAUCUCAGAAACCAUAAGGGAGAGAUUGGAAUUUUACAUGUUUUGGUUUCGUGAUUGCGCCCCACUAUCUUUGUAUUAAUCUGUCACAAUACUGUUAGAACUUUUUUCCAAAUGGCAGGUCAAAAUCGCUUCAUUUUAAACCAUAUUUACAUAAAGCAGUAAUGUCACCGUUCUAUCAUAGACAGAUUAGGCGGUCACACUGAGCCAGACAGCAGCCUGCUACAGCCACAUUAGUUUUCCUGCUAAAGUCUCCUUCUUAUCUAAGUCACAAACAUGGAUACGUGUCCUGUCCUGCACCUAAGCUUAUUGAACAAACGACUAAACAAACAUUCACUGGGGAAGAGUGUGCUGCUAACAUUGGUCUGGAGGAUAGAUAGAUAGCUAAUUAGCUGGUCAGCUGCAGCUCAACAUAACAGCAUUUAAAGGUACCUGCAAACAUCACUACUGUCCGUCUAGAUGCUCCUGUGGUUCUUACUCUGCAGUGCCACUGCUAACUAUGCACUGUCUGCCCAUGGCAUGUAAGCUACAGUGCAAGUUUGUGUACUUUAUUUUUCUCGUUCUCCUGCCUGCCUGCCUUUUUUCUUCCUUUUAAUAAUAAGAAACGAUUGAUAAUGCAUUUAAAACACUGACAUUAUUUUUGACUAAGUGUGAUUUCAGUUGGAGUUUAAAGUUGGAGAAAAUUCUGAAAUGUUUGUCUAAAAUUCGGUGCACAUGAUACUCCACCAACAAACUUUUUAGCAUAAAAUACCAACCCUUUAUAGCUUUGUGGCUGGUAAAAGAUGGAAGUUGUGUCCUUCACUUUUGUAGCUUGUGUGCGACUUUCUAACAUUGGUGGUGUAAACAAACAACAUAAUACAUAUAACACAAUACAUAAUUAGUAUAUUAAGAGAUAUUUUAGUAAAUAUUUGAUAGUUUGUAGCACACUGAGUAUAAAGAUGUUGAGUGGAGAAGUGAAUUAGAAAUGGUUUGAGAAGUUGCUAUGACCCUUUUUUCCUGCUGUGAAAACUUGUCACCAUUGGAAUCUAUUGCCUCUGGGGAAAAAAAAUCUCUAUGGGGGACAAAACUGCUAAUCUUUAAACAUCACCUUUCAAGCACACAGGCAGGUAAGUAUUUGACACAAAAAAAAUAUUUUGGGUGGAGUAUCACUUCAAGCUGUUUGAUUAGUCUCUCUUACAAUUAAAGCUGCAAUACUUAUUUCUAAUUCAGUUAUUUCCAACAGGGAACAGUGAAGAUAGUCCAAAAGACUGAGUGACCCACGGUCCUGACUGGAGGAGGAUGAGUCCCGGUCCUUCUCAACACAGAAAAGCAGCAUUAUUAUAUCUUGAUGUUUUACAGAGUUUUAUUUUUAUCAAGGUUUGGGGCAUCUGACCCUGGUGACCCUUUAUGAGACAGUGCCUCAUAUUCUAGUGAAAGACCCUCAAUGAUUUGCACACUUAGUUUUUUUUUUUAAUUUUGUGAAGAAAGAGCGAUAGCUGCUGGUAUGGCAACCUGAUUGAGACAACCAGGAGAGUGUAUACAAAAUCAGAUCAUAUUGUUUGCAGAAAUAGAAAUGUGGCAAUGCAGCAUCAAUUUCUUUUGGUGACCUCACAGGUCAUUAAAUUUGUGAAUUUAAAAGAAAAUAACUAAAAGGAGAAAAAAAUAGUGAAAUGACAGGCUUCAAAGCUGCUCCUCUCAUUGGCUGCCUUGGUCCACCUGCUUACCAUCGAUCUGGCAUUUUUAAAGACUAUUACAGCUCUCAUUGUUGGAGCCAGAGAACAAUACUUGAUGAUUGUUGUAUAAGAAGCUGUGGUGGAUUUCCAAACACAAAAUUGGACUUUUUAACAGUCGUGGGUGGUGGUGAUGGUGUUUGAAGAUGGAGUUGCUGAGAUUUAAUUUGUCCCUUAAUCCAAGUCAUAUCCAAAUCAUAUUGAUGGUGGGACUCGGUGGAUUCAGUGUACUAUGUUAAUGGAAACAUAAUACAGGAAAUCAAGGCUUCGUCACUCCCUAAUUAUCACCACAACUCACUCUGAUUAAUGACGACCUACAACAUAUGUCUACAGUAUAAUGUCUGAAGCACUUUGUAUAGCCAAACUAGGUCUUUAUUUGUAGAAGUGAUUCUGUUGCUCUACUUCUCCCCAUCCUGGAAUGAAAUAUCUAAACAUGUGACGUUCCCUAUUUGUGUCCACAGUGCCAGCUACAGGUUCACUUUAUUUUGUGGCAUGUUAGCUUUGUUUAUUUUACAUUUCAUCAGCAAUAGAAUGACACCAAAGGGAGAGGUGUUUCAACACAAUUCACCUGUGUCAUGUCAUAAAUGUUGAAUGUCAGUAUCAUCUUUAUGCAUCUUUUCUAUGUCUACGUAUUGUCCAUAUUCUCAUACAUAAUGUAUUCUAUUACAUUUGUGCUGAAUACCCGGGUUUGAGGUGUAGGAAAAAAGACAUUCAAAAUAUGACAUAUCUCACAUAUUGUAUGAAUGUUUUAUCAACAUGUAGCAGGUAGCUUGACUUGAAUUACUACUGCUGUAUCAACAGCUCCUUCCCCCUCUCUCUCCUUCUGUAGCUCAAAGUGCCAAUUCUGUUUACUCUCACCUUGCCUUUUAAGUUUUACAAGAAGAGAAAACGUCGCUAGUAUUUUUGUACAAUUUGAAAAGAUGCACUCCAGGAUGACAGUCUCUCAAAUUUGCCAAAGAGAUAUUACAAAGCUUAUUGGCUAAAGUGGCAGACACCUUUGUGAAAGGUGAGGUGGGUUGUUCUGUGCACCGGUAGUAGCAUCAUUGCUGUUUCCAUUUCCCCCCCUCACUCAUUGCUAUUGUACUAUCCCAAACAAAUAAAUCCAAAUACUUUUU
Molecule: messenger RNA, 8316 nt
Organism: Siniperca chuatsi (mandarin fish)
Lineage: Eukaryota; Metazoa; Chordata; Actinopteri; Centrarchiformes; Sinipercidae
Gene: lmtka
Product: apoptosis-associated tyrosine kinase a
Exons: 14
Coding region: 523-5466 (1647 amino acids)
Biological process (GO): brain development; peptidyl-tyrosine autophosphorylation
Molecular function (GO): ATP binding; protein tyrosine kinase activity
Source: RefSeq, a predicted model, not a curated record